AUGAACGACCAGCGCGAACAGCGUCGACGCUUUGGCGCACGAUACCAUUCAUCCACCGCGUCUGAACAGCGCAACAGCGGCUGUUUCAACCUCCGGUACCCAAACACACUCGAGCUCUCGACCGUCGCGUCCGAGCACCACCGACGGGGCCGGCGAUCCGCCUCCACUAGUGGGUACACUCGUUGUUGGGACGACCCGUACGGACAGCAGUUUGACUUCAGCCGCGAUGGACAGCACGAGGACACGACGCCGUACGCACCCAAGUACACGUCCAGUCGUCCAAAAGCCAGUGGACAGACCAUUCGGGCCCCGGGGUCUUCGAUCGUCACGACACCGUCGACUCCUUCGGAUCUGGUGGACCACGUACUUGUCAAAAACUUCUUGCCACCUAAGACCCACAGCGAGUUCCUGACCAAGUUGACCAAGCAGAACACCAUAUCGAACCGAGGCCCUGGGUUACAGUCCAAGGCUUUCGCGUACUCGUCGCUAGAAGCUGCGAGUGCACCGAUUUUGAUGAGCAAGGCCGGUUCUAGGGUAGCUGCAGGCUCGAGUCAGGGGGUGCCUGCGCGGGCAAAAGAGAGUGUGAUGAAGGGGCCACGAGUGGCAAUGGGUUCGGCGGAAAAGAAGGCGAAAAGUGGGCGAGAUGCAUGCAACAGCUCGUCGCCGGUGAUUAGUCCUUACGCUUUGCGAGAUAGGUCAAAGCUGAAUCCGUUCCAUUGCUCGCCCACGUCGUUGCUGUCAGCGUCGCUGUCGAGUCAGGGCUUGGCGACGAUGAAGAAACGCAAGUUGAACAGCGAAGGAUCAGCAUCGAAGCCGAUUGCGUUGGACUCGGACUCGGAGUCGGAAGCGGUGCUGCACUUUGAGUGCGCCAGUAACAGCGUAGAAACGGCUGGGGACGUGGUGAAAAACGACGAUGCGAGGACUGAUGUGGCGGACAACUCAGCAGAGGCUGUUGCUGACCCGGAGGAUAUCGCGUCACAGGCUGUGGCGCGAAUAAUUGAUUGUGACGCGGCGAUUGGAUUGUUCCAGGUUACGGUCGACUUGUACUUCCAGAGUGACCGGAUGUGCAUGCGGAACAUUCGAGGGAAGUAUGAAGCGUGGCCUUUUGAGCAACACUACGUACUGGAACUCGAACACUUACACGAUGUUAGAUCGCACAAUGUGUCAAUGGAGACCGCGGCGGAUGCACAAGUCACUGUCGACGAGACUGACAGAACGAGCCAUUUGCAGGAAGAAGCGUCGUAUAUCGCUUUGAAAUUGCCGCCGCUUGAUCAUGCUGCGGCGAAAGACUUCUACGAUCCCACCAGCUCCGAUGUCUCAAGAGGAUAUGUGAUUUUCUGUCCAAUGGAGACUGCGUCGGGAAAUAGUCUUGGCAAUGUCAUUGGUAUUCUACGAGGUCACGCCGACAUACAAAUGAUAGACGAUAAGGAACAUGCAAAGGGGUAUCUUCGAGCUCUGGUACAUCAACCCUUCAGUUAUAAGCCAAGUCAGCUUCGUCGAAGACGGAAUAGCACUGGUGAAAUAGUCGGCACACCGGAGUCGGACGAAGAAUGCAUUGGUGACAGCAUUACUGUCCUGACGUAUCCACUACCACCCUGCACGACUGAUGUCGUCACAAUCGUCCGCCGUGAUGUGUCGCGGCUGAACCCCGGGCGAUACCUGAAUGAUAACAUUAUCGAUUAUUACUUCAAACGUAUGAUGCUUGAGACCUUCCGAGACCACGAACUCGUUCAGGAAAAGGUGCUGUUUCUGAGCUCACAUUUCUACUCCAGAUUGCGAGCUGGAAAAGGCUCUACAGCAGGAGCACGUAUCGAGUCUGGGUACAAGAACGUGUCGACGUGGCUGUCACGCUCGAGCUUAUUCACUCGCUCUAUCAUAUUUAUUCCAAUCAACAAAGACGUGCAUUGGAGUCUUGCCGUUAUUUUGAACCCUGGCAUCGCAGGAGCUGAGCCAAGUAAUGAGGAAGCCUUCUCAUGCAUCGCAGUGCUGGACCCGCUCGGAUCGUAUCACCGCAAAGCAGCUAUCAUCCGGAAUCUAAGAGCCUUUUUGCGAAUGCAGUGGGCAAACUCGGAAGAGCGGUCGAGCGAACCUGAAGCACAGUCAGUGCCGGAGUACGGUGUUGAUCGCGUGCUGACGCUGAGCGUGGAGACGCCACUUCAAGCAAACAGCUACGACUGUGGGGUUUACGUGCUGAAGUUUGCUGAGGUGAUGCUGAAAAAGUGUUUGGAUCUCGGUUUGCUGGCUCAGAACGAGGGCGUGAUCUGCAAGGACGUUACUGAUAAGCACCUCGAGGCAUUGAUUACAUCCAGUGCAUUCACUGCUGAGGACAUUACUGCGACACGGAAGCAGAUCCAGCGGUACAUUGAAGUUGACACGAGGGCGUAUCUAUUGCGCAAGGACAAGACGUCUGCGGAAGAAGUACGAUAUUAA
This is a messenger RNA of Hyaloperonospora brassicae, 2430 nucleotides long. NCBI's taxonomy places the organism in Eukaryota, Oomycota, Peronosporomycetes, Peronosporales, Peronosporaceae. The record is from the annotation of a GenBank genome assembly.